GAAUUCCCAAAACCAACGUGUGAGGCACGAGCUGUCUCGGACACGGCUCAAGGAAAUUGAGAGUUCCCUAGAGAAUGUUCAUAGUUGGUUUCCUCCUUCUGUGUCACAUAGGAAAACAUGGGAAGAAGAAGUAAUUAUGCACACAUUGAGAGAGUAAUGCGUGAUCAUUUUCUUUUUAGAAGGAUUACCGAAUCCCAAUGCCACGUUUUGCUGGACUGUAUGCAAAAACUGGAAGUUAAGCUUGGGGAUGUGGUUGUUGAACAGGGUGAAGAGGGUGACUGCUUUUAUGUUGUUACAAAUGGCGAGUUUGAAGUCCUUGCUACUCAGUAUUCUGAAGAAUAGAUGGUCCUUUCUUUGCCAAAAAAAGGACUAUACAGUGGCAAAAAAAACUUCACUUGUAGCAAAUUAGGGAGAGAGGAUUGGGCGGCUAGGGUGAGAGGAAAAUUUUGAAUUAGGGAUGUUAGAGUUAGGGAAUUAUUGUAUUAAUAGUAUGGCUUGUUUAGGGUUAGGCUUAUGCAUGAUUAUUGUGUUCUUUGGAGUUUUCUCUUGGCAUCUUGGGCUCUAGAACUUCUUCUAGAGAUUUGGAGAGAAAGAUCAUUCUCUCGAAUUGAGGAUCAAUUGUAUCUUGCUUUGUGUUUGUUUUGAUUUGGAUUUCCUUAAUACAAUUCACAAAUUUUGGGUUGUUUUCAUCACGUUCUUGUGUGU
Molecule: messenger RNA, 705 nt
Organism: Dendrobium catenatum
Lineage: Eukaryota; Viridiplantae; Streptophyta; Magnoliopsida; Asparagales; Orchidaceae
Product: protein phosphatase 2C and cyclic nucleotide-binding/kinase domain-containing protein-like
Exons: 4
Coding region: 118-342 (74 amino acids)
Source: RefSeq, a predicted model, not a curated record